AUGGAUAAGACACCUUCUGAGAUUUUGGGAAAUCCGAAGUACGACCCAUGGUUUCAGAAUUGCAUUGGUGCUAUUGAUGGAACACAUAUCAGUGCAUGGGCUCCUUCAUCAAAACAAAUUUCAUACCGAGGUAGAAAAGUUAGUGUGACACAAAAUAUUAUGUUGGCGUGUUCAUUUAACAUGAUGUUCACAUAUGUCUACACCGGAUGGGAAGGAACGGCUAAUGACUCGAGAGUGUUGAUGGAUGCAAUAACAAGAGAAGAGAAUAGGUUUCCAAUGCCUCAAGAAGGAAAAUAUUAUGUUGUUGAUUCCGGCUAUGCCAACAUGAGUGGGUUUCUCGCACCAUAUCGCAAAGUGCGUUAUCACUUGCGUGAUUUUAGAGGAAGAGAUAAUGAUGUUGAUGUGGUAGAUGAAGAAAGCUCGUGGGCGAAUCAAGAAGGGGAAAAUAUGCAUUUGAAUGACGACAAUGUUAUGAAUGAUGUUAGAGACCACAUAGCCGGAUCAAUGUGGCUUGAUUAUGUCAAUAACAAUUAG
Messenger RNA from Malus domestica (apple), 534 nucleotides. RefSeq lists its product as uncharacterized. Lineage: Eukaryota; Viridiplantae; Streptophyta; Magnoliopsida; Rosales; Rosaceae. The record is from RefSeq and is a predicted model, not a curated record.